Messenger RNA from Mauremys reevesii (Reeves's turtle), 1368 nucleotides. Its product is annotated as zinc finger protein 135-like. Gene Ontology annotation, biological process: central nervous system development; regulation of transcription by RNA polymerase II. The record is from RefSeq and is a predicted model, not a curated record. Gene Ontology annotation, molecular function: DNA-binding transcription factor activity, RNA polymerase II-specific; RNA polymerase II cis-regulatory region sequence-specific DNA binding. Lineage: Eukaryota; Metazoa; Chordata; Testudines; Geoemydidae. The transcript has 2 exons. The annotation marks the transcript as partial. Gene Ontology annotation, cellular component: nucleus.
GCUGUGUAUUUCACCAGUGAAGAGUGGGCUCUGCUGGACCCCACUCAGAGAGCCCUCUACUGGGAUGUCAUGCAGGAGAACUAUGAGAAUGAAGUCCUCAUGGGAAAGAGGAAAAAUACAUGCACUGAGUGUGGAAAAACCUUCACUUGCAGCUCAGCCCUUUCUGUUCAUCAGAGAAUCCACACAGGGGAGAGGCCCUAUGAAUGCAGUGAGUGUGGGAAAACCUUCACUUACAGAUCAGCCCUUUCUCAACAUCAGAGAAUCCACACAGGGGAGAGGCCCUAUGAAUGCUGUGAGUGUGGGAAAACCUUCACUUACAGAUCAGCCCUUUCUCAACAUCGGAGAAUCCACACAGGGGAGAGGCCCUUUUAUUGCAGUGAGUGUGGAAAAACCUUCCCUUGCAGCUCAUCCUUUUCUGUUCAUCAGAGAAUCCACACAGGGGAGAGGCCCUUUGAUUGCAGUGAGUGUGGGAAAAGCUUUAUUACCAGCUCAGACCUUUCUAAACAUCAGAGAAUCCACACAGGGAAGAGGCCCUAUGAAUGUCAUGAGUGUGGGAAAAGCUUCUCUAGCAGCUCAGCCCUUUCUCAACAUCAGAGAAUCCACACAGGGGAGAGGCCCUAUGAAUGCCGUGAGUGUGGGAAAAGCUUCAAUAGCAGCUCAGGCCUUUCUAAACAUCAGAGAAUCCACACAGGGGAGAGGCCCUUUUAUUGCAGUGAGUGUGGAAAAACCUUCACUUUCAGCUCAGCCCUUUCUAUUCAUCAGAGAAUCCACACAGGGGAGAGGCCCUAUGAAUGCCAUGAGUGUGGGAAAAGCUUCACUAGGAGCUCAGCCCUUUCUCAACAUCAGAGAAUCCACACAGGGGAGAGGCCCUAUGAAUGCCGUGAGUGUGGGAAAAGCUUCAUUAGCAGUUCAGGACUUUCUAAACAUCAGAGAAUCCACACAGGGGAGAGGCCCUUUUAUUGCAGUGAGUGUGGUAAAAUCUUCACUUGCAGCUCAGCCUUUUCUGUUCUUCAAAGAAUCCACACAGGGGAGAGGCCCUAUGAAUGCCGUGAGUGUGGGAAAAGCUUCACUAGCAGCUCAGCCUUUUCUGUUCAUCAGAGAAUCCACACAGGGGAGAGGCCCUAUGAAUGUCAUGAGUGUGGGAAAAGCUUUAUUACCAGCUCAGACCUUUCUAAACAUCAGAUAAUCCACACAGGGAAGAGGCCCUAUGAAUGUCAUGAGUGUGGGAAAAGCUUCUCUAGCAGCUCAGGCCUUUCUAAACAUCACAAAAUCCACACCGGUGAGAGACCUUAUAAAUGCAGUGAGUGUGGGAAAACCUUCAAUCACAGCUCACACCUUCUUACCCAUCUCAGAAUCCACACAGGUAUG